AUGGCUCCUAUGGAGAUUCAUACCUUCUCCGAUUUAGUAAACAAGGUGAGGGUGGUUGAGGAGUAUGCCAAGACAGUAGCAGCGUCCAAGGACACUCAUGGAGGGAACACUAGUAAGGGCCGUGGCAAAUAUUUCCAUCUUAGAGGUCAGAGUUUCAAGAGAGGAGCAUAUGCGUCCCAAAGGCAAGAAGGCUUCAGGAGGAUCAGUUUUAGCGUGGCAAAGGAAGAGGAAAUCAGAAUUGGUUUAGGUGGAUGUUUCAACUGUGGCUUGCCUGGUCAUAUUGCGAGGGAUUGCACUUGUGGGAGGAACCUGAAUGCGGGUCAAGGUCAGCAUCAAGGUCGAGUCUUUGUUGUGAACGCCAAGGAUGCUUCCAAGGAGGAUCCGUUGAUGAGAGGUAUUUGUUUAAUUGGUGAUAAGACCUUAAUUGCAUUAUAUGAUACUGGAGCAUCACAUUCGUUUAUUUCGUUUGCUAAAGUUGAGGAACUAGGCUUGAAACUUGGGGAAGAGUGUCAGGGUUACAUCUUGCUAACUGCUAAUGCUUCGGGGGAUGCCUAG
Arachis stenosperma is the source of this 555-nucleotide messenger RNA. RefSeq lists its product as uncharacterized. The transcript has 3 exons. The record is from RefSeq and is a predicted model, not a curated record. The coding region runs from base 1 to 555 and encodes 184 amino acids. NCBI's taxonomy places the organism in Eukaryota, Viridiplantae, Streptophyta, Magnoliopsida, Fabales, Fabaceae. Gene Ontology annotation, molecular function: nucleic acid binding; zinc ion binding.